Aspergillus alliaceus is the source of this 2442-nucleotide messenger RNA. RefSeq names its product aconitase family protein (gene acoC). The record is from RefSeq and is a predicted model, not a curated record. NCBI's taxonomy places the organism in Eukaryota, Fungi, Ascomycota, Eurotiomycetes, Eurotiales, Aspergillaceae. Bases 480 to 2417 code for a protein of 645 amino acids. The transcript has 6 exons.
UCUAAUUUCAUGUUACUUGGUAGAUUCGUGUCGCUUGUCUUGUUACGCCUUGGUGAUUUAACCAGUGUACGAAACUUUCAUUACACCCUUGAAGACACGUCAUACUUCAGCCGCCACACUGCAUUGUCUGGUCCCGGAACAUGACCUUUCCGUCUUUAAGCUGUCGGAUGUUAUGGUUCCUGAGCAUACACAGUCCCCUAAGGCACUAAAGAAGCUGCCUGAAGCCUAAGGCGCUUCACAUGGACCCUCUCCCAUCCUUGGGAUGUAUUUAUCCUCGAUAAAACGUGGACCGUGGUUCUAGCGUGGUAAUGGUAAUUGCAGUGAUAGCAUUACAAAUGGUGAUACUUCAUUCACUACAUGUGACAUUGUACUUCCCUUUUAUGCUUUACGCGUGACCUCCUGCUGCUACCAUACUGACUGGCGAUAACUUGACUUGACUUUUGCCCGUCAGUGCAUACUAAUCAUGACGACAAUGCAACAUGGCUCAAUCAAGGAUCAAAGAAAUUUAUCAGAUUGUGCAUAGCGUACGAAAGAUUACAAUCGACAACGUGGAAAGCCACUGUCCAUCGGCGCAAGGCAACCUCCUGACGCAACUGAGUUUUGUAAAAUCAAUCAUUCGAGUCCAUGGUCAUGCGCGAGAGUCUGAUGCUCUGGCCGAUGUUCUUGCAAUCUGCGCCCAGCCUCCUGAUCUGGGCGGCCUGGGUCUGUCAGAACAUACCGAGCUUGCGGUGGAUCAAGAGGCUGAGAUCUUGUUUCUGGUGUCGGCAUGGUUGGAGGCCCUCAAUUCAGCAGACAGGACCAAAUCAAAACCGGAUCCGCUAUCGACCAGGCCUGAAGGUCGGAGGGGCAUGACCCUUAGUGAGAAGAUCUUCUCGUUGCAUGAUAUUGAUAGGAGGGGGUCAGUAGCUCCUGGAGACCUAAUACGUGUUGAUGUUGAUUGGGUAAUUGCUUCGGAGGCUUCCUGGGCCGGCAUGGAGGUAACAUACAAUCGGCUCGGAAAGCCGGGAAUCUUUCGUAACGAUCGGUUCUGGCUUGCAGGAGAUCAUGUAGUUGACCCUCGGAUCAAUAACCUCCCGAAGGUCCAGUCGUUGAUCGACGCGAGUGAGAGAGCGAAGCGAGUGUUCAAGCUGACCGACUACCAAGGGCUGAAUUAUACAAUAUUGCACACUGAGUUCUAUCGCGAGCGAGCACAGCCUGGUAUGCUUGUUAUUGGGUCGGAUUCACACACUUGUUCAUCAGGAGCACUUGGAUGUCUGGCCAUAGGCCUUGGUGCUGCAGAUGUAACAAUGCCCCUGGUCACUGGUGAGACAUGGUUCAAGGUCCCGGAAUGUAUCCACAUCCGGCUUGUCGGAAAGCCAAAACUGGGUAUUGGUGGAAAGGAUACAAUUCUUUAUAUACUCCAGCAGUUGCAAAGGAAUACUGUCGCAUCCGAAAGAAUUGUGGAGUUUAGUGGAAGCGGAGUGAAAUACCUAUCCUCUGACGCUCGAUUUGCCAUAUCAAAUAUGACCGCAGAAUUCGGUGGUGUCACGGGGGUUUUUGUCCCAGACGAGAUCACGCACAAAUUCUUACAAAAACGCCCAGUCUCUCGACACAGGGCUAACAGCAUUUAUAUGAGGCCAGAUGAAGAUGCGGAAUAUGCUAAAACAUUUGAGAUAGAUCUUACCAAAGUCCAAUCGUUCAUCGCAAAGUAUCCCAACCCGGAUGAUGUUGCCCCCGUUACCGACUGUGAAGGCAUGGAGUUAAACGGAUGCUUCAUUGGGGCCUGUACAACCGGUGAAGAAGACCUCAUUCUUGCGGCCUUGGUACUUGAGCAGGGUCUCAAAGGUGACAAGAAGCCGUCACAAAAGGGGAAGAGAAAAGUCGUGCCUGGCUCAAUGCCAAUUUUGAAUAGACUUCGUAAUUUAGGCCUCGUUGAGGUUUAUGAAGAGGCAGGUUUCGAGAUCGGCGUGCCAGGGUGCAGCUACUGUGUUGGCAUGUCCGCUGAUCAGGCAGAUGUAGGCGAGGUAUGGCUAUCGUCUCAGAAUCGAAACUUUGAGAACCGCAUGGGGAAAGGAUCGAUCGGGCACCUUGCAUCUGCUGCUACUGUUGCUGCGUCAUCAUUUGAGAUGAAGGUCGCCGAUCCCACCCGCCUCCUGGAUGCUAUCGACGUGGAUAGGUGGGCCACACUCCGAGAUGUUCGAACUUCGCAUACUGCACGAAGCAUAAUGGAGAACAUAAGAUACGUCGAGCCGCGUGGGCCUUCGUUAACUUGGUGUGAUGGCAGGACAGAGAGACAAGCCAUCGGUACCCCGCCAAGCUACACCCCUAUGGUAGGCCAUAACCCUCUCAGAGGGACAGUCCAAGUCCUUGGGGACUUUAUUGAUACCGAUGCAGUAAGUUUCUGGCUUCUAGAAACAGUUGUACAAGCAUUGGACUAAGAUUCAUCUCAAGCUUGCGCCCGCC